UUUCUCGCUCCUUGCCAUUUUGUUCCUCUCGUUUUACGCAUCCGCCCCGAAUUCCCAUUUACCGCUCGCCCUCCUACAUCCGCGUCCUUUCCCACGUACACACGUCCACGUCCACCACCACCACCACCGCCGCCGUCGCCGUCUCUUCGUCCCAAAAAUAUUCACCGCCCCCAGUUUGGAUCAUGGUGCGCUCGAGUCGUCACAUUUUCCCGUAAGAUCGAAUCCAGCAAGAGUGCAGACGUGAGACGACUGCACCGUCGAAAUGGGCAACAGCCAGGGCAAGCCCAUCGACUUGGAUGGCGAAGUCAACCUCAACCAUUUCCGGUUGCUGCGAGUAGUCGGUCGAGGUGCUUUUGGAAAAGUGCGCAUCGUCGAGAGAAAAGACACCAAUUUGUCUUUUGCCCUGAAAUACAUUCGGAAAGAUGAAGUCGUACGAUCCGAAAGUGUGCGGAACAUCAUACGAGAGCGCCGGAUGCUCGAGCACGUGAACCAUCCGUUCAUUUGCAACUUGCGAUACAGUUUCCAAGAUAUCGAAUACAUGUACCUGGUAGUCGAUUUGAUGAGCGGAGGUGACCUACGAUUUCACAUCUCGAGAAAGACCUUCACCGAAGACGCAGUGCGGUUCUGGAUUGCCGAAUUGGGAUGUGCACUCCGCUACAUUCACAGCCAAAACAUUAUCCAUCGCGAUGUGAAACCCGACAAUGUCCUGCUCGAUGCCGAUGGACACGUGCAUUUGACCGACUUUAACGUCGCCUCCGAUAUCAUUCCUGGCAAGGUUUUGUCAAGCAAAUCCGGUACCCUGGCCUAUCUCGCUCCCGAAGUGUACGCUGGUAAGGGCUACGAUGUUCGUGCGGAUUGGUGGUCGUUGGGUGUGCUGUUCUACGAAUGCAUAUACAACAAGAGGCCAUUCGACGGCAAUUCGGAGAGCACCCUAAGCCAGCAAAUCCAACUCGCCAACCCGAAAUACCCUAUCACCUCGCCACCCGUUAGCCUGCCCUGUCUAUACGCCAUCCGCGAUGCGUUGGACUCGAACCGUGACCAACGAAUGGGUGCGACGUGGGAGAGCUUUACCAAGCACGAAUUCUUCAUGAUGAUCGAUUUUGAGGCGCUGGAGCGGAAAGAGAUUGAGCCGGUCUUCGUUCCGGCCGCGGAUAAGACAAAUUUUGAUGCUACGUACGACCUUGAGGAAUUGCUCUUGGAGGAGGCUCCUCUGGAAGCGCGGGCCCGACGACAGAAGCCCCGCGAGCGGUUAAAGGAGGACGCUUCAGACAAGGAGAUCCGCGAAGACGAGCUUUACCGUAUGAUUGAAAACGACUUCCGCCCAUUCGAUUACACGCUGGCUGCAUACAAAAAAAUCACUGGGAAAGGUGACGAGACCGGAUACGUCAAUGGCGAUAUGGUCAACAUGAACCAGCCCCAGGCGUUGACCACCGACGAGGCCACACCGGCAGCAAUGGCUACGAAUGGAGGAAGACCUAUGCCACCCCCGGGACCAUUACGGAAGAGUUCAAGCCUGGAGAGACGACCGGGCAGCAGUCAAUCGGGCGUUCCCCGUCGACCAGUAUCCAAGCCGCCUCCGAUACCGUAUUAUCCCAGCGAAUAUUCUAAUCAACGAGCGGCACCGCCAGCUGCAGGAAAGAGGGUCACCAGCCCGACAGGUGGCAUGCAGGUCACGUUGGACGGUGGCGGCAGCUGGUCUGACCUCGCCCGGCAGGAUGCCACGCUGCCGACAGACGCCGCCAUCAACGAGGGUAAAUCUGAAAGCUCGAGCGGCGUGUUUGGUUUCCUUAGGGGCAAAAAGGGAAGAGGUCACAGCCCCAAGCCGAAGGAGAGGGGAGUGUUGGGCAAAGAGGGGGCAAGACAAGUCAUUGGAUAGAAGACACUCGUGGUCUUGGGAAGAGUUGGAAAGACGCACAGGGAGCGGUGAUGGAUCGAUACCCGAGGAAUUCAGCAAAACACGAAGGAAUCGCCGAACCACGCCUACCCGAAGACGCACUGUGAAAGGCCUGAGAAGAUGACGGCUAGAUCGUGGCAUCCCAGCAACCGAAUCCAGAGGCAGUGUGCCUACCAUUGGAAGGGUUGCACUGUAGAGGUUCCAUUGGGAGCAGACUGCAACGCCGAGGCGGGCAGAGGUUGCACGAGGCCGGCCCAGGUUGUUUU
Messenger RNA from Colletotrichum godetiae, 2160 nucleotides. RefSeq names its product kinase-like domain-containing protein. Gene Ontology annotation, biological process: protein phosphorylation. The transcript is spliced from 7 exons. Bases 263 to 1876 code for a protein of 537 amino acids. NCBI's taxonomy places the organism in Eukaryota, Fungi, Ascomycota, Sordariomycetes, Glomerellales, Glomerellaceae. Gene Ontology annotation, molecular function: ATP binding; protein kinase activity. The record is from RefSeq and is a predicted model, not a curated record.